GCUCAUGUUUGUUAUUCAUGAAGUUUGAAAGAGCAACUAUCGAUCAAUCUGUUUCACUGUUCGGUGCACUGGUGCGUCACUUCGCCUGUUGCUGCGGACGGAGGAGGCUGUGCGUUCACACCCACAUUCAACAGGCACCGGAUCAGAGCUGGUUUACGCACGGAUUGGACAGCAGUCCAGAGCGACUGCAGACCGACAUCGAGGAAGAUGGGGACGUUUUAAUUUGCGCGCAAUGGCGCCUAUGCGCAAAUCAUCUUCUGCCAAUCCAGAUUUGCGCUUCAAUAAGUAGAUUAAAGGACAAAAAAAGCAUAUAUUGAUAGAUUAGACCUUAACUGACUUCGGAUAAAAGCAGAGGAGGAUGGGGACCUCAUACAACGGAUCCAAUGUAACAUCGAAUUACACCAACCAGUUCGUGCAGCCGCCGUGGCGCAUCGCUCUCUGGUCGGUCGCUUACAGCUCCGUGUUGGCGGUGGCCGUGUUUGGAAACCUCAUCGUGAUAUGGAUCAUUCUCGCCCAUAAGCGGAUGCGGACGGUGACCAAUUACUUUCUGCUUAACUUGGCCUUUUCGGACGCGUCGAUGGCCGCUUUUAACACUUUGAUAAACUUUAUCUACGCUGCCCAUGGAGACUGGUACUUCGGGGAAGCCUACUGUAAAUUCCAAAACUUCUUCCCAGUGACAUCUGUGUUCGCAAGCAUCUACUCCAUGACUGCAAUAGCUGUGGACAGAUACAUGGCCAUCAUCCACCCACUGAAGCCCCGUCUCUCAGCAAAGGUCACGAUGGGAGUCAUCGUCAGUAUCUGGAGCCUGGCAGUGGUACUGGCUUUCCCUCUGUGCUAUUUCUCCACCACUCGAGCUCAACCCCACAGAACCAUCUGCUAUGUCGCCUGGCCUCGCAUGUCAGAUGACCACUUUAUGUAUCAUAUCAUAGUGACUGUGCUAGUGUAUGUGCUGCCCUUAGUGGUGAUGGGCAUCACUUACACCAUCGUGGGGGUGACACUGUGGGGCAGCGAGAUUCCUGGAGAUUCAUCUGACAAUUAUCACGGACAGCUCAGAGCUAAAAGGAAGGUGGUAAAGAUGAUGAUCAUUGUGGUGGUGACUUUUGCCCUCUGUUGGUUGCCGUAUCAUCUCUACUUCAUAGCAACCGGUCUCAAUAAACGCCUGAUGAAGUGGAAAUACAUCCAGCAGGUUUACCUGUCAGUGCUGUGGCUGGCCAUGAGCUCCACCAUGUAUAAUCCUGUUAUCUACUGCUGCCUCAACAGCAGGUUUCGAACCGGCUUCAAGAGGGCAUUUCGCUGGUGCCCCUUCAUCAAGGCAUCCAGCUACGAUGAGCUGGAAUUACGUUCAAUACGACUGCACCAAACACGCCAGAGUAGCAUGUACACGCUGACGCGGAUGGAUACCACCAUGGUUGUGGUCUAUGACCCUGCUGAAGGCAACGGCGGAGCAGGAGGAAGCGAGCACUCCCUGCCUGUCCGGAAGAGAAGCUACGUUACCUCACGCCAGUCGGAGAUCAUUGCCUCCAGCGGCACUGGUGUAGGUUCACAAAAUGGGGUCGCACCGAAAGCUGAAAUCGAGGAAUUUUCUUGAAGAGCACAUUUGCUGAGAUUCACAUAAAAACCUAAUAUAUAUAUAUAUAUAUAUAUAUAUAUAUAUAUAUAUAUAUAUAUAUAUAUAUAUAUAUAUAUAUAUAUAUAUAUAUAUAUAUAUAUAUAGGCUUGUGUGUGUGUGUGUGUGUGUGUGUGCGUGCGUGUGUGUGUGUACGUAAAGAACUUUAAGCUGCUAGGUUGUUCAAAAACAGGCACAUGCUGCAGUAGCUUGGCUCAGACACUGCAGUAUGUCUAGAAUUAAAAGUGGACUCUUCAGCAUGUAGAGAGGCUGUGCAAACCAUAAUCAUCUGCCUAUUUCCUCAGCCUAACAUGCAGUUCUGAUUGCAUUAUUUCUGACUGUAUUAUUUACAUAGCCACUGUUGUUCAAAUGAUACUUUAAAAAACUCACAGUUGAUAUACGAUAUCCUCAAUUAAAACUUCCUUAAUCGGCACUAAUGCCUGUAAAAAGAAACUAAUCUGAAAGUACAUGUUAGCAGUUAUGUACGAAUGAAAUAUUUUAUACAUGCCAUUGUAAAACCAUGAGAUAAUGUGAUUUGCAGUGCACACUCUCCAGCUGUUCACCCCGUGGCCAUGCAUGGCCACACAUGGACAAGCCUCUGCAGAGUUAUCAGUGGAAAAGCUGCUGACUGAACUCUGCUUAACACCAUAUGUGGCUCUGAGUUUAACUCUCGGUUAUAUAACAAUUGAACGGGAUGUGCCCCACUAACUGGCAUAAAGCCAGCGGUGAAAUCUAGUAUUUAUUUGCAGCUUAUCAAUACACAGGCUGAGGGAUAGUCUUACUGACGGAAACCUAACAAACCAGUUCAGAGCUGCGUUUUCCAAUUAAGCGAAUUUCCACAGUUAAGUGCAGCUCAUUUCUUUCUAUGGUUUUUACAGAAAUUUCUCAGAAAGCCUAAUGGUUUUGACUUGUUGCAAAUGCAGUGUUACUAGAAUGUGUUAUGCUAGACGAAUAAUUCAGUGGUUGGAAUUUAUAUUGAACCAUGUUAAAAGUGAGACAAUUUUAACAAGAUUUUUGGGCAACUAUUGUUCAUGUUUAGGUUUACUAUCAUUUUUGUACUUACUAUAAAACAGUCAUGGGGCAGUUUCGAUAUUUUCUUCUACUUGUUUGUACCCAGUAAAACGUGUUGGCUUUAACAACUUGACUGGAUAAUUUUUUUUCUAGUAAUUACCCAUUUACCACUUUUAAAGACUUUUAUCUAGUUUGAAAGUUGGCCAAACUUCACAAUGUUUUUAUUUUUUAGUUUUUACUUUAUUUUUCGAUUAGAACCAAUUAGAGUCAAAGUAAAAAUACCAAAGAAAAACACAUAGCACCGAUGAAAAGUUGAUUAUUUAAGCUCAAACACCACUUGCGGUGCCAAAAAAUGGGAAAAGAAGCAUUUGACAAUAAAAGAAAAAAUGUUUACAUAUAGAUUAAAUCUGACAGAAGACAUUAUGUUGUCUAUCAGGCUCAACUGAUGUGAAUAUCGCAUGAGAUUUUUGAAUACAUUUAACCUUCCUGCAGUCUUAAGAAAUGGGAUCACUUGGACUCCAUGAGUGUUUUCAGGAUUGUACUCACCCUGUGUGCUUUCUUCUUCAAGGUUUCGUUGGCUCUAAUGGUCUUAUUUGAAAGUGGUCAGAUAGGAAAGCAGGUUGUGCUUUCCUAUCACAACCUGAUAGGAUCCGUUCCGAGGAGCAGGCAUGGGUCAUAGAUUGUACUGUGGUGGUGUUCUACCUCUGCACCACCCAGUACCCCCCCACCACAUAUGGGCUUUUACUGGGAGUUUUUUGUGUGGUUUUGGAAUCUGAUGGUUUGACGGGAAAACUUCCCGGUUUUCCUGCUCCUACUGAUCACUGCACUAAGACCCCAGGAGGGUUAAACUUAAUUAAAGUCUACUUUUCUACCCUACAGCAGAACCUAGCUAUGACACAAUAUGAAAGUUUGCUUGUGUAUUGGUUUUCACAAUACACUAAUACACUUUCAAGCUAUCUCAUUAGAAAAAAGAUGUGAAAAUAUCUUUGUAGUUAAGUUGCCAUGUCAAUUAAGGCAAAACCUUCCAUAAUAAUCACAUUACAUCGUUUUUUUCCCCCAAUUUGACAUUUCAACAUAAGGGUGAGGCCUUAUCUUAGGACUGUUUAUUCACUUAUUUGUUCCCACAUUUCAUCAUUUUUUCAGCAAUCAAGCAAAAACAGAAAAUAAAACAAUCUUUACUACUGAGGAUGGCAUCACAAAACAACACAAGUGUUCAUUUUAAUGCAGUCAGUUGUAAUUGACACACUGGUUUCAUUAUUUAAGUGCAACUUCUAACUAAUCCUAAACUCUGAGAGUAGGGACGUGGCACUAAGUUUAUAUGUUUUAUCUGUUACUCCCCUUGGCCUAGUUAGCUGAGCUGCAGGUGUUUGUGUGUCUGCCCUCGUGCUCCUCCUCUGUGCAGGUGCGACUGAUUUGCUAAUCCAGAGCACAGAAUAUUUAAGGUUGGCUCUUUCUUGCUUUGUUGUCACUCUCAUCAUCCACUCUGCUUCCUCAUGCAUGUGAUGCUCUGCUGCCAGGCCUCAUCUCACCUCCUCUUUCACAUUUGAGUUUGUCUUCGUCUUUGCUUUGUAGCACUUCCAUAUACAUACAGCACAUCCAAGUAUUUGCAUUACGCUGCUGAUAAUGACAUGCAUAAAUCCUGUUUCUGUUACGACCCUGAGCCAGUCGUAACAAAUCUUAUAAAAUAUGAUUAUAUUUUAUUUUUUAUUUUACUUUCUGAGCUUUAUGGCGACUGAAUUCUAAAAUUUAUUUGGAGAUCAUUUGUUUUAUUCAAUAUGUAGUUCACAUAAACAAAUUUUAGUAUAAAUGUUAGAAUGCGCACAUAAAUAAAUUUUUUACAGUACAAAACAUGAAAGGAACCAAAAACAGCAUUUUUUUUUGUUUAAACAUUUGUUAAAACUUUUUGACUGAAAGAUAACACUGAUUUUAUUGUAUUGUAUUAUUUUUGAUUUACUUGUUGUUGAAGUUUUACUUUUGUACAUUAUGGUUACAAGUCAGCAUAAAUUUGAAUGUUUGGAGACUUUAUGAAAGUAUUGCCAUGAGAAUGUGAGGAAGUACUCUCUGUGCAUAUGAGUGUUUUGGGCGUGUACCAUUAUUUUUAUUUAUUUCUCUUCCCAGUUGUGUUCAGACUCAUAGGUCACAAUGACUAUAAUUUCCAUAAUCGAGAUUUUAAAAAACAACAAAGAAAAAAGUAAGCACAAAAGAUUGAAUGUUGCAGGUGAGUGAUGGCAUUGAGUAGAAUGCUAGCAUUAAUCCAAAAUAGUUAAAACUCAAGAUAUGGAAGCAUUAAGAUAGACAUAGUCUCUGUUCCAAUUGUGAUCAUCGGCAUUAUCACUCUAAUGCUGAUGAGCGUCAGUUCUCCCAUUUCUGAAAACAGCUGACGCAUUAUAAUACUUUAUACUUUGUGCCAUGAAGUUUAUCAAAAACUCUUAAUUUUCUUGCAUUAGAUCCAUCCCAUACUUUACUCCUAAGGUUUUAACGUCACUAAUGUUAAUAUUUUUGCAAAAUGUUCCACGUCUCAUUUCACUCAACCACUUUUAAGUUCUGUAUUUCUUUUUACUUUAUUAAAAAAAACAUUAUUUUAUCCAAUAAAAACUGUACUCAAAAACAACAGCUGUGAUCACCCAUUUUUACCCAUCUGAUAUUUUUGCUUGUUUUUGGUGGGUGAGGAGAUAUUCAUCGUCUUUGCCUGUAUUUAGUUCCACAUUGCUCACCCACACUUCCACAGAUUACCAUUUUAACAAAAAGCGCUGACUCAAUUCUUUUUGUAAUUUUAUAAGUAUUGACACACCAAUUUGCCAUCCAUUGUCUACACCAGCUGUUCUGCAGAAGCCAUUGGGCGAGAGGCGGGGUACACCGUGGACAGGUCCAUCACAGGGCAACACACACAGGACAAACGCCCCUGUACUUUCACACUCACUCACCUAAAGGCAAUGUGGAGAGACCAUUAAAUGUAACAGUCAUGUUUUUGGACUGUGGGAGGAAGCUGGAGUACAUGGAAAGAAUUCACAUGUGCACAGGGAGAACAUGCAAACUGCAUGCAGAAAAGCCCCAGGAUGGGAUUCAAUCCCAGGAUCUUCUUGUAGCAAGGCAGCAAUAGUGCCAACUUAGGCAUUGUGCAAACCUCACUGUCCCCCAUUUCUCACAGUUCCCUUAAGGCUUUUUUCUUCUGACCACAGUCAUAGAGAGUGGCAGACUUCAAGGCUUCUAGGUGUCUGCACACAUUACAGAUCCAACGCCACCAUCCAUACACAAUAGUGCCUUUCUGUUUUAGUUGACUCAAAUGGCUCUUUUUAGUUCAGAAGAGUGUUUUCAAAAAUAAAAGCCAGUGGAAAGGCUAGUGGUAAUUCAUACGUUUCAAACAUUAAAUAUUUUUAGUUUAUCUGGCUCUAAAAUAUGAUGAUAGAUGCCCUCUAAGGCAUUUGAACAUCCUUCUUUUUAAAUGUGUUGGAAUGUACAGUACAAUGUGCCUCUAUCUGUUGAAGGGUAACUGUUUCUUUUUUUUAUUGUUGUUGUUGUGCUUUUAAAGGAUAAUGUGUUGAUCUCAGUCUGAGUUUCAUUUGGUUUUCAUUUUUUACCAUGAUGCAAUAAAUCAUGUGAUCUCAUCUGAAUAAUAUUCAUGUUGCUUUUGCAAAACUGCAAAAUAAAUGGAAACUCAGAUUGAAAGUAACUGUAUUAUCCUUUUAAGCAAAUGCUCAGAAAUAAAAUAAAAAUAAUAAUAACAUUGAAGCUUUACAUUAGAAUAGAAUUAGUAUGAUUAUGUGGAAUGGUGAACUCAUGUUUCUACAUAAUUUCAAUGCUGUAUCAUAUUACUUUUACUGAGCCUGAAAUGUUUUGUAUUGCUUUGCAUCAGAUAGUAUUAAUCUUAUCUGCUUUGUGUAGGUUUAUUGCCAUGGUCCUCUGCAUAGUUUCAUGUUUACAUGUGUCUUUAAAUGUGUUCGAUACAACAUAGCUGUGGCUUGUUGCAGUAUCAGAAGAAAAAACAAAAAUGUAAAGUAAUUUUUAUUUGGUGUUGGUUAUCAAAAACGAUGGGAGAUAUUGUAGUAAUUCACAAUAUUUAGAAAUCUCAGAGAACCUAACUAUUCAAAUUUGGACUUCCACUGAAGAAUCAAUGGAAACUAAUUCUGUAAUGUUGGGUCUAAUAAAGAAUCCUAAGCUUGCUUUGUAAUUUCCAAUUAAUGCUUCCUUUCAGUUUUUCUGUAAAAAAAACCCCACUAUAAACAUGUGAUGCAUUAAUUUGCAUUCCCUUCUACUAGUAAACUGCUGUGACACAACUGUAUAAUAAUGUUGGUUUGAUUAUUGAUUCUGUAAGUACAAAUGCAUGUAAUUGAUUCUGCCUGAACAAUAAAGUAGUCGCAAUUGAGAUUAUACAAAUGUUGUGUAUUAUACAAUUUGACUUCAUAUAAAGUGCCAAUAUUUCUUGUUUUCUCUGUAUUGAUGUACGAGAUUACCUAAUAAAUUCAAACUGUAAUUGUGUCA
Molecule: messenger RNA, 7096 nt
Organism: Gambusia affinis (western mosquitofish)
Lineage: Eukaryota; Metazoa; Chordata; Actinopteri; Cyprinodontiformes; Poeciliidae
Gene: tacr3a
Product: tachykinin receptor 3a
Exons: 5
Coding region: 359-1588 (409 amino acids)
Biological process (GO): positive regulation of flagellated sperm motility; G protein-coupled receptor signaling pathway
Cellular component (GO): plasma membrane; sperm midpiece
Molecular function (GO): tachykinin receptor activity
Source: RefSeq, a predicted model, not a curated record